CCCCUCCAGCAACUGGGAGGUGGGACUCUUAGCAGCUGGCCCAGGGUGGCGGUCGGCUGGGUCAGGGACUCACGGCACCUGCUGGACCACCUCACCUUCUCCACCGAAGCAGCAAAGUGGGAGCCUCGAGCCUUCGGGUACGUCUCCCCCAGAACGGAAAGGGCUAUGCCUCCAGGUGAAAGCUGACCCCACUCCACCCUUCACCUGGACAAGAUGAGAGUGUCAGGUGUGUUUCGCAUCCUGGCCCUCAUCUUUGCCACGGUCACCACGUGGAUCAUUGUUCGAAACCACAUGGGCUUCAGCAUGAAAACCAUCCGUCUGCCGCGCUGGCUGGGCUCGUCCACCAAGGAGACCCAGGUCAUGAAGCACAAAUGUGGCCUCAUCAAACCCUGCUCAGCCAACUACUUUGCGUUUAAAAUCGGCAGCGGGGCUGCCAACGUCGUGGGCCCUACUAUGUGCUUUGAAAAUCACAUAAUCAUGAGUCCUGUGAAAAACAACGUGGGCAGAGGCCUGAACAUCGCCCUGGUGAACGGAACCACGGGAGCGGUGCUGAGUCAGAACACAUUUGACAUGUACUCUGGAGAUAUUAAGCACCUGGUGAAAUUCCUUAAAGAAAUUCCAGAGGGUGCACUGGUGCUGGUGGCCUCCUACGACGACCCGGGGACCAAAAUGAAUGAUGAAGCCAGGAAACUCUUCGCCAACCUGGGGAGUUCCUACGCAAAACAGCUGGGCUUCCGGGACAGCUGGGUCUUCAUAGGAGCCAAAAACCUCAGAAAUAAAAGCCCCUUUGAGCAGUUCUUAAAGAACAACCCAAAAACCAACAAAUACGAGGGAUGGCCAGAGCUGCUGGAGAUGGAGGGCUGCGUGCCCGCAAGGCCAUUUUAGGGUGACUAUGGCUCUUCUUGUGCUUGGGGACCUGAAGAAGCUCCUGCCUGACUUAGGAGUCAGAGCCCAGCAGGCGCCAAGGAGGAGGAGCAGAGGGUGCCGCGUGGAAGGCGCUGUCUGUCGGUCCUUGUGCGCUGUGUCGCGCUUUCCCUCCUCGGAAGCAGAACCCUCCCACAGCACAUCCCACCUAGGAGACCAGCCUCAGAGGGCCCUUCCGGAACCAGCUGUCUGUGGUGAGAACAGGGUGCUUUCAUCAGGGACCGCUGACGGCCUAGGACUGACUGCCCACAAAUGAGCCCAAUUAAAUUUUAUUUUUGCUGGUUUUCAGUGAA
Molecule: messenger RNA, 1217 nt
Organism: Cebus imitator (Panamanian white-faced capuchin)
Lineage: Eukaryota; Metazoa; Chordata; Mammalia; Primates; Cebidae
Gene: FAM3D
Product: FAM3 metabolism regulating signaling molecule D
Exons: 10
Coding region: 214-885 (223 amino acids)
Source: RefSeq, a predicted model, not a curated record